Molecule: messenger RNA, 3718 nt
Organism: Oenanthe melanoleuca
Lineage: Eukaryota; Metazoa; Chordata; Aves; Passeriformes; Muscicapidae
Gene: C2H18orf63
Product: chromosome 2 C18orf63 homolog
Exons: 14
Coding region: 1-2229 (742 amino acids)
Source: RefSeq, a predicted model, not a curated record
AUGAAUAGCACCAGACACCAGCCUCUGUUCUUUGUCAGUCUGCCUGAGCUGCAGAAACUCUGUGCUGCUACGGUAACACUGAGUUCUCAGAUACCAGAAUCUGAGGCAAGGAGUACACAGAUAAAGACUUGCAGACAAUUAUUGUUCCGGUAUCAAGAGAUCCUUUCUGCACCUGUUAUGGGGACACUGAAUCAAAUUUCAGUUGUGAUGGCGAAACCAUUUUACGAAUCAGGAAUAUGUCAAGCCUAUGUAGAGAGACACAGAGCUACUCUGGAAGCACCACAAACAGUUACUCCAGAUCUUCUCCAGACCUGUCUGUCUUACACACUUACAGCCAGACUUGCACCCACAUGGAACAAGGCUGGUCAUCUCUUGGUGCAAGGGAAAGACUUUUUGUCUCAUUCAGGAAGGCAAAAUGCUGUUGUUAUAGACCUCAAUGUGUCAGAGAGACAGCUUUGCAUCGGUGUGGAGCCUUGCUCCAUUCGGCUGCCACCCCCCAAGCUGGGAGAUUUUGAUGUUUCAGCAAACACCAUAAAGCUGUUUGACAGCAAUGAAAAUACAGUUAUUCAGCAACAUUCCAUAUUAAGUAACUGGUGUUAUGUUUUGCCAAGCAUGAAAAUGGGUCAGAUCAUAAACAUCAGCCACAUAAUUCCUCCAGAAUCUCCUUUCCAUUCAUAUAAGGAUUUUCAGAUGCACUGGAAGAGUCUGUAUGGAUAUAUUCUUCCUGAGGAUCUCGAAGAGACAAAAAUAUACUUGAGUGUUUACUUCAAACCAAUAGGGGAAAGGUUCUUCACGUACCCUUUAAGUUGUAUCCGAAGUCAGCCAGUGCAGUAUUUCCCCAGAACAGACGCAGAAAGUGUAGUGAACUCUUUUCUUGCUGACAUGAAGAGCAAUUUUUCACAGCUGUGUGGAUUUCCAGUAAAGAUUUCAAGUAAAGCACUUUAUGUUACAAAGGAACUCUCCAGGGCUUCAGUGCAAGAAAUAAAGCCAAAGCACCCGAAAUUGGACGGUGAAAUGGUUUGUGCAGUAUCUCUAACGCAGACUCCUCCAAGAAAACCGACUUUGCCUGGAAUUCCUUCAGCGUGCAGUACGGAAAACAGCCACUGGAUGGAGCGUUUGAUCAAAGAGCCGGGAACACACAGUAUUUCGAGUAGCAGUAAGAGUACAGGAGGGGCUAGCACUGAAGUAACAGAGAAAUCAAUUGGCAAUAAGCAAAUUCCAGGCCUACCAGGAUUACCAACUGGAAAAUCUUUAGGAACACCUGUAAACUCAGCCUUUGAAUCCACGCCCCCAAAAGUCAGCAAAAUUAUACCAAUUUUCAAAGGAAAGUUGAUGCAAAUGAAUGGAAAGAUCACAAAUCAAACAGAGAGGAAGAAAAGGGAAAAUGCUGAAAGGCAUUCACCAGUAAAAAGUGUGGGUAUUUCACCUUCUAUGCUGUCUAUGCACAAAUCCAGCAUAACUCAGGUUUUCAAACACGUUCAAAAUAUGUCAGUCAAAACUCCUACUGACAGCAGCGUGCUCCAGGUAAAGAAUACGAAGACACACACAAAACAUGGUACACCCAUAUUCCGAUGGAAAACCCAGUGUAGUGAACAAAUUGCUAACUCUGAAUUUUCUGAAAACUCAACUUCAGGUGGGAAUCCAAGUGAAGUCAAUCAUAAAAAGGCAAAUUCUCCAUUCUUUCUUAAGAAUGUUGGGCCAGUGCUUCAGAAAUCAAACACCAGCCUGUGUAUGAAUAUACAUGACUCUCCUACUUCCGGUGCAAGAAGGGGGAAAAAGUUUGCAAGUCAAAAUACUACUGAAUUUCUUGAGAAACACCACCAGUCAAAGGAAGUGCAUUUGCAGAUUUGUAAAUUAGACAAUGAAAUGACAAAUUCCAGUUUGUCACUGCAACAAAGAAAGAGAUCAAAUAAAGGAACUGGGUUAAAUAUUCAUGAAUCUGUCUUCAAAGUUACAGUGUGCAUGGCCAAAAGUGAAGGAAACAAAGCAGCUUGCCACUCUAAGGACUGUACUGCUGAGACAACCAGUCAUCAUUCCAAACCUAACUUUGAACAGAUGAUGACAGGGAACAAGUAUCUGACAUGUGAAACAUUGUCCUCGAAACCAGCUUUGCCAGUCAAGGAGAGCAACAUGGAAGCAUCUGUAAAGAAAGGUUGUGCUGGAAAAAGACAGAAAGAAGAAGGUUAUUCAAAGUUAAAGAGAGCCAAAAGAAGUAAAACUUCUACUUAAGGUGUUCUGGAGCAUUGAAAGAAAACUCUGGGUUCCCAAGAGAGCAGUAACAUACUUGAGAAUCUCUGAACUUUGUGUAUUUUGCUGUUUGUCAUUGGUACCUGUGUCUGGAUGAAAAUUUGAGGGUUAAAUACAGUCAAGUGAAUCCAUGUAUCACCAACUUCUUCAGACAGUUCAGGUUAAUAAGCCUCUAACGCAUUUGAAAAUUUAACUAAAUUGUUUCAUUUUUUAAUCAUAUUAUAUAUGUCCUGCUAUUGCUUACACAGUUAAUUAUUCUUCCAAAUUAUCUUGUUGCUUCUAGUUGGGUUUUUAAAGAUAAAAUAUUUAAUUCUUUGUUACAGUGUCUGGGCCAGUUUGAUUCUCUGCAAAAAAUUUCCAAAUAAGUUUUCCUUGUCAAGUCAAAUGAUUGGACUAUAAACAAUUUUAUUCCUACAUGAAUAAUUUAUAGGCUGGAUUUGACUCAAGCUUCAUUAGUUCUUUUUGUAACUUUUCAUGACUUUUCAGAUAUGAAACCACUCUGUAAAAGAUUUUUUUAAGUUUAAUUGACAACCCCAUUCUUCAGGAGUUCAUAGACAACCUGUAGUUGCCCUUUGAGUUAUUUUGUUGCCCUAAGUGUGACUUCAGUGACUUACUUCAACAUGCAGAUACAUUUAUAAGAUUGUUGCCUCAUAAUCACUGCUUUGAAGUGAAUAUUAUUGUGUUACGUGGAAAAUAGCUCUUAAAUUCAAACAUUACAGCAUGGUGGUUUAACACUUGUUUUGGACAUACAUUUGCAAAUAAUUUUUUUCUAAAGGGAUUAAUUCAAUGGGACUUUAUGCACUUCAUGAAAUGUUUUGUUUUUUUUUUUUUUUUAAGGUUUAUAUUGCAGUAGCUGUAUUUCUCUUCACUUAUUUUUCCAAGCUGUAUUUUGUCCUGCUACUAUGACAACUUUUGUUUUGUUUGGUUUGGUUUGGUUUGGUUUUUGCUUGAAUGGUUACCGUCAACACGGCUCUAAUUUCAUGGUGCCAGUGUUUAAAAGAGAGUUCUUCAACAUGUCAUUUUGUCAUACGUAAUUUAAAAAAAAACAACAACAAUAACAAAAAAAGCAAAAACAAAAACAAAAACAAAAACCAAAAAAAAAAAAAAAAACAACUACAAGCCAAGACAAAUAAUAAAAGAAGUUAAUGCAAUAUGACCAGCAAGAAGUCAAAUUAUAGUUACAGUUUGUCUGGAAGCUGGUAUACAAGGCUACUUUUCAAAUGCUGUGGUUUCAAUGUAUGCGACUGAUCUUUCUUCUGUCCUGGAAAAGCCUGUAGAGUAGAAAUUAGCAAUGCUAUAUAGAUUAGUGCUUUGCCUGAUCUGUUUCAUAUUGUUGCUUUUAAAAUACUGCUGGUUGCCAACAUUUGUCUUGUGUUAUCACAGAAGUAAUUUUGCACUAGUUUUGCAUUUUUGAAUGUUUACAUCAUUUUGUGUUAUCAGUUCUAAAACUCAAAAUACAGAAAAACUUAUU